UCGUGUCAUAUGAAAGCAAUCUCAUCAUGAGUCUUAUUUUUAGUGACUGUUGUUAAACCACAGACUUCCCCUUUCCACAGUAUAGCUGUCCUCCCUGCUUUCUUUCAGUCUCAUAGCUCUCAGUGUGUCUGUCAAGAGGACUCUGGGGGAUAACUGUGCACCAUGAGGACCCUGCUGGCUCUAACUGUACUGCCGUGGCUCACCCUGAGCAGCAACACAGUCAAAAAUAUAACAGUUUCGCCAGAAACGGAGGUGGAUUUUAAAUGUAAUGCGACAGCACUGCCUGUGAGAUGGAUAUGGUUCCCCAAACACUGCAAGUGUGCCGAGGAGAGCUCUAUGAAGAUCAUUUACACCAUCGAUAUGCAUGGAAACAAGACAACAGUACAGAGGUUUAAGAAGCGCUUAACACUGAGAGGAGAUCCGAGAGCUGGAGAGCAUGCUCUGGUUUUGAGUGAUUCUGUCAUGAGUGAUUCUGGGACCUAUACCUGUGCAGAUUCAAAAACAAUUGUACAGCGUUAUGAACUAGAGGUUACUGCAGGGUGCUAUCACAAUGUUCAGAUCGAGAUCAGAUCAGGCAAAGAGGCAGAAGGUGUCACAUUAUCUUGCUCCUCCUGUGCUGGCGGAAAGCAGAUAAAGAACUUGAAAUGGACCUUCAAUGGAAAACCAGUUAGUGAUUUACAUGGCAUUAGACAGACAAGGAACUUAAUAACUAUACAGAAAGUGACCACUGAUGAUGAAGGGAAGUGGAUCUGUGCGUCUGUGGAUGACCCCUUUCAAUUCUCAGAGUAUUGUCUGGACUUUGGGUCAAAGACUGGACGGAAGAACAAUGAGAACAAAUAUCCGAAAGAUACAACACAGGCGACAGGACUGAAUAAAAAUGACUCAGAGACUGACGGAAAAGGUGGAUUGAGUGAUGCUUUGAAAGCAGUGAUCGUGGUGGCACUGGUUCUUAUUGUGAUGGUGCUGCUGACUUCAGUGUGGCUGUACCUGUACAGGAGGAAGAGAUCUCGCAGGUUGGAGCAAAAGCUCACUGAUAAUUCAGCUCCAAACGGUGACUUUUCUCCCCCGGUGUCUGUAGUGACUGGUCAGGCAAUGACAGGCACUGCUACACAGCAGGAAGAAGUUGAGGUUCAGUACGCCUCCAUAAACCUCGGUCAGACAAAGAGACAACAGCGCCCUCUGUCUGUGGAGGAGUCUACCGUCUACUCUGCUGUCAAAAUAAAAUAGCACCCUCUGCUGGAGACUCCAAUGAUCUUCAGUCUGCAAAAUAUGAACAGCAGCGGUGAGCAGAAAGCGUCAUAUCAGCCCACCCUAUCUUAGAUAGGAUUACAUUGUUAAAAGAAAAAAAAAAUCCCCUCCGACUGCUUGUUAGUUUUAGCACGAAACUGUUACCAUGACAAUGUCUAGGUAUGAAUUCACCCAGAGUAUUUAAAUAAUUGGUAUUUACCUGUGAUAAUCUGAUAACCCAAACCUGUAACCCAACAGCAUUUACCAAGUCACUGUGGUGUGCACGGACUUCUUAAACUUAAGUGAUCUUUAAACCGGGGAGUUUUGAAUAGAGUUAUGAAAAUGAUCCUCUAAUGUGUUUGUGUGGUUUCUUUGUAAGACGAGACCAGGUGGCCAACGCAUUGUGUAAAUAAAAUAAAAUAAAUGUUUGUGUGCACUGAACCACUGAAGUAUGU
This is a messenger RNA of Acipenser ruthenus (sterlet), 1682 nucleotides long. RefSeq lists its product as uncharacterized. The transcript has 7 exons. Gene Ontology annotation, cellular component: membrane. The record is from RefSeq and is a predicted model, not a curated record. Bases 163 to 1227 code for a protein of 354 amino acids. NCBI's taxonomy places the organism in Eukaryota, Metazoa, Chordata, Actinopteri, Acipenseriformes, Acipenseridae.